Messenger RNA from Passer montanus (Eurasian tree sparrow), 11165 nucleotides. It is a transcript of the gene ZBTB34, whose product is annotated as zinc finger and BTB domain containing 34. The coding region runs from base 4954 to 6516 and encodes 520 amino acids. Gene Ontology annotation, molecular function: DNA-binding transcription factor activity, RNA polymerase II-specific; protein binding; RNA polymerase II cis-regulatory region sequence-specific DNA binding. NCBI's taxonomy places the organism in Eukaryota, Metazoa, Chordata, Aves, Passeriformes, Passeridae. The transcript has 3 exons. Gene Ontology annotation, biological process: regulation of transcription by RNA polymerase II. The record is from RefSeq and is a predicted model, not a curated record.
AUCAGUUCCGGGUGCGAGUGGCUGUGGGAGCGGGCGGGAAGCGGCGCUGGGAGCGGCCCGGGCCGGCCGGGAUCCGCCAUGUGAGAGCCCCGGACAGCCCCAGGUGAGCGAGGGGCGCUCGGCCGGGGCGGCGCGGCGCUCCCCGGUGGGACGGGCCGUGCUCAGGAGGGCUCCCGGCGCCUGACAGGCCCCGCGGGGCGGCGACCGCGGCCCGGCGGGCCGUGGCUCGGUCCGGCUGCCUGGAGCGGCGGCAGCGGCUUCGUCGAGGCGGCUUUCGCCCGGCCGUGCCUGGGCAGGAGCUGUCGCGUAAGCCGAGUCGGCGGCUCUGGUGCAGCCUUGGCGUGCGGGCAGGGAGGGCGGACGCGCCUGUGACGGGGUCCGCUGUUAACCCGAGCGAGGCGUGGAAUCCUCGGCACGGCGGACUGGGGCGGAACGAACCUGGCCCCGUGCGGGGAGGUGUUCAUUGCCGGGAGCUGCGGGACCUUUCAGCUGCUGCUGUUCCGUCCGGUGGAAGGUCUAGGGAAACCGCAAUCUCCGUAAUGCAAAGGUCUUUCCAAAUCCCGGCAGGUGUGCACAGCACGUAGGAUUGGAAUUGGCUUAGAGUAAAUCAGAGUCGAGAGUUAAUUUGGAACGAGCCAGAACAGUCUUAGAAACAUAGAUGUGGGUGAGCCUGGUUUCCAAGGGAAAACAAAGUGCUAUGGGAUUAGCUGCACUGCAGUUGUUACAUGUUAGAGAAUACUCAACAUCUGGAUCAGAAUGUGCCUGUGUUUCAUUGCCUGUCCAGGGACAGCUCCAAACAGUUCCAUCUGUCCCAAGUCGUGUGCUAGGAAAAUACCACGAAAAUGUGCUCUUUGCAGCUAUUGUAAAUCUACUGCAAAAAACGUUGCUGAUAUCUAGAGAACAUAGCCACUUCAUUACGGUAAAGAAACAUCAGAGCCAAAAAGUCAACAAUUUGAUGAAGAAUGGCUACUGUUAAAAAACAAACAAACAAAGCCCCACCAAAAACAAAAAAGAAAGUGGACAGAUUAAAAUGCACAAUAGUGAUCAAGUACUACCUUGAUAGUAAAUAAAAUUAUAAUAUCAGAAGGUUCAAGAACUCUCUUCCCACUUUGUGAAAGUUCCAGCUAUGUAUAUAUCCUCACUCUCAAAAUACCGGCUGGAUUUUUUUUUUUAAUGGUAGUGACAUCUCAAAGUUGUUAGGUAUUCAGAAAAUGUGGCUAUUUUGCAUUACAUUAUGGGGAUAUUGUGAAAUUUGUGCACAAAAUAAAAGCUUUUGAUCAUUACUUGUAAGAUCUUGCUUUGAUGUGUAUGUAUCAUCAACAUGCCCCUUUGUUUUGUUUGUCUGGCACAAUACAUUUGUUGAUACUGGAAUCAUAGACACAUAGAAUAGUUUUAUUUGGAAGGCACCUUUUGAUCUUGGCUUAUCUCCAGUUUGCCUCCUGGUAACUAUUUUUUUGCAUUCAGAAAUAGAUGCGUACCUGCAACUACUGUUAUGGCAAUUUGAUUUUUGCAGUCAAGAUUUAGAGAUUAUUCCUAUUGAGGUUUCUAAUUCUUAGGUGAAACUAUUUUUAUGCAUUGAUAGGUGUUUCAUUUUUUCCUUUUCAAUCACUUCCACACAGGCAAGCAGUUUGAAGAGGACAGUUAAGAGAAUAAGGGACUAAGGUGUCACUUGGACUUCAGUUUCAUAUCUGCUUUCUGUGGAUACUUGCUCAAAUAAAAGGGUCCUUUUUUUUCUAUAAAAUCCUAAAUAUGCAGUUCCAACAACAUCUCCGCUGCACCAUGCAGACCACUGAGAAUGAGUUUGCAGUGUUGCUGGUAUUGGCAUGUGCUUCUGUAUGCAUGUCCAUGUAUGUACAUACAUCUAAAUAAAUUUAUUUUAUUUUGAUGCUAAAAUCAUCCACUCUUUGAAGUAAUUUUCUGUACAUCAUGUUGUGAAUCUUGGUUAGUUAAAAAUGAAUACUUUAAAAUUUUUGUUAGACAAAUGUCUGAAUUAGUAAAGCUUUACUGAACUGAGUGUCAGGGGUUACUGCUUUGCUCCCCAGGCAGUUAGUGAGGUUGUGUCCCACAGCACUGCCAGAGACCUCACCUGCCAGGCAGGAGCUUUGCUUGUGGUUUCACUGCAGCUGUUCAGUACUUUGGGUAGAAUGUGGCCUGUUUGGCUGCAGAGAAGAAAUAAUUAGUUUCACUGGAGUGGUCUGAUACCUACGGAUGCAAGAAUGUAAGAGCUAAGUUUUCUAGCAACUACAGUUCAGCCUGUAUUAACUGGCUUGUGUUUCUGAGGAAGUGGGCAUUUCCUGCAUUUUUAGGAGGUAAAGUAAUAAAGUUUUAAAUUGCUGUGUAGUUGUCACCUAACAGAUUUUGUAUUGGAGUCCAAACCAGACAUGAAGCAGACUAACUUUCAAGACUAACUGUUUUCCAAUUAAUAAUAUGCCACAUGCACCUUUUGUGUGUGCUUUCCUGCAGAUAAUUUAGGCAAACUGCCUCUAUCUUCUUUGAUUCCAAUGGGCAUUUUGGAGGAAGUGAAGAAUUAAUGCAAAAACCCAUUCUGCAUAUUUGCAUAGUGCUGCUUGUAUUAUUAGAAAUUUGUUGAACUUCAAAAUGUUCACAGUUGUUAGGAGAUUAUGUGGGUUUCUUACCCUCCUUUAGUUUUGGGUUUUUUAUUGGCUGCAAAAUUAAACUCUGUUUUUUAUCAGUGGGGUAGGUCCCCCUGCUUUGGGGAUGGAGUUUCAGUACAGCAGCCGUGCUGUGUGGCAUGCUAUUUAAGGCCAUCCAAGAGCACUGUAUAUCGACUUUUAAAGGAUAAUUAGUAUUUCACUGUUAUGAGAGGUAUAAACUGUUAAAAUGUUCUAUGAUCAUUUGCUCCCCUAUUUUCAAAGAUUAUUUCAAGAGUGUCUUGGAGACCUCCCCCUAGCCUGUGACAUACUUGAUGGCAGUUUUCCUUUGAUACAGCUAGUGUUAAUUACUGUGGCUUUUGUAAAUUUGAAGAGUGAUGCAAAUGCAGUCUGAAAAGAAUAAGAGUGAUGAAGACUUUUACCCAAAAACUUCCACGAUCAUAGCUGAUAAGGUAACUUUCCUAGGUUAAAAUUCACUUGAAUGAUAUUUGCAGUGAUGAUGUCCUGAGUUCUCACACAGAUGGUGCAGAUACUAGGUCCUACAAAAUGCAAGGGAGGAGUGCACUGAUUUAUACAAAUACCUGUUUAUUUUCUUGCCCUUUCUCUGUAUUCUGAGCAGUAAUGUGUGGAGGAAGUAUCAUACUGAAGUUGAAAAGACCUCCAAGAUCAUCGAGUCCAGUCUAACUGAUCGCCGCAUUGUCAACCAGGCCAGGGCACUGAGUGCCACAUGCGUCAUUUCUGUAACUCCUCCAGGGAUGGUGACUCCACCCCCUCCCUGGGCAGCCUGUUUCCAUGCUUAACAACCCUUUCAGUGAAGAAAUUCUUCCCAAUUUCCAACCUGAGCCUCCCUUGCUGCAGGUUGUUUCCUCUUGUCCUAUCACUUGUUGCCUGGUAGAGGCAUUUUUGGUGUCAUGGAGUACUUUGUUUUGGUUUUGUCUUAACUUUCAUUAUGACCCUCCUAUGCAUUUCUGUUCUCAGAUGUGCUACAACAGUAAUGGUUUGUAAUGUGGGUUUUUUUUCCAAGGAUUCCUUGUUGCUGAGCUAAUUUAAGAAAAUGUAAGGGAUCUUUUCUCACACCUUAGUGUGAGUUAAAAUGAGUAUAAUUUGUGUCAUUCACCUGUCUGUGGGAAUGGUGAAUCAUACUUCAGUGAGUGAAGGAAAUUAAACAGGUGCAGACUUAGAAGCAGAAACUAAUACUAUGUUGGCAGACACACAGCUUCGUGUUAUAGUUAUAUGAUGCUUCUCCACUGCUACUGUAUGAUGUCAGUAAAAUUAAAUACCUAAUGUGGUUUGUCAACAUCUAUUCUUGUUUUAUAAAUUAAAUAAGCAUUUUCCUAGAACAUAAUUUUUAAAGGAAAUUUAUUUUGAAAUCUAAUAAGAAAUGUUAUCCCUCUGGUGUUCAGAGGUACUUCAAUGAACACUUUUCUUUGAAGCCAUAGGGCAGCGAUCCACUACUACUAAAGCCAUUUUGCGGGCUAUAUUUGCUGUAUAAAACCCUGACGAAUAAGUGUAAUUCUCUUUGCAGGUGCAAAGAGAAUUUAUAUGAUUCUUUUGAAUGUGACUGCAUCAUCUGCUACAAAAUAGAUGUGAGGCUCAACACAGAGCCCUUCUAGGACUUAGUGAGCUUGGUGUGGAGUUUUGGCCUGUGCCUUCAGCCAGUUUCUUGGAUACAUAAUAGUUAUGAAAACCUUAAACACUUUGACCUACUUUUGAGGAAAGGUUAAGAGAAGAUCUAAUUGUAAACAGGUUCCCAGACUCUAAGAGUUACUUACAGAUAUGUAUAUGCAUAUGGAUAUAAUGGAGUGUUCUAACAGUCAUGAUAGGCAAGGAUCACAGUGGAUUCCUGUCUCCUUGGUGACUUUCUGCUUCUCAUGCUUUCUCUGGUAUGUGUUUACAGUCCAUUUUCAGUGUGUGGCUGUGCCCCAGGGACCAUGAAUUCCUCUAGAGAUGCUAUGAUGAAAAGAGUAUCAUCUUUUCCCCCUCUAUCAUAAGGCAUAAAAUGUCCAUGUUCUUUCUUCUCAGGUACCUACCCUUAAUUAAUUCCUUCUGUCUGAACCAGAGUUAGUGGUGACAAUUUAUAUUUUAAUACUUUCUCCAGGAGUAAGUUAUUCUCCAUUUUGCUGGGUAAGAGCCCUUAGGGGGAAGUAUGGGACAAGGAGGAACUCCACUGUCUAUAUGUGACAAACUUUCUGUACAUCCUAGGCUAGAAUGCCAGAUUAUUGUUGCUGGUGGCUGGUCUUUUGGUUUGUACAGAGUCCCUGACCCAGCAUGUAACAUAAUAGAAAAAAAAAUCCACUAGUAUAUUGUGAUACAUUGGAUAUGCUUCCUGCAUCUGAAGUCAAUGGAUGAUGUUGAGAUCUGUUUGUUCAAUUGGAAAAGCAGAUUACUCUUUACAUCUGUAGAAAUGGACAGCAGCAGUUUCAUUCAGUUUGAUGUGCCGGAGUACAGCAACACUGUUCUGAGCCAGUUAAACGAACUCCGCUUGCAAGGGAAACUCUGUGACAUAAUCGUGCACAUCCAGGGUCAGCCGUUCCGUGCCCAUAAAGCUGUCUUAGCUGCCAGCUCUCCCUAUUUCCGCGACCAUUCAGCAUUAAGCACCAUGAGUGGCCUAUCUAUAUCAGUAAUUAAAAACCCCAAUGUUUUUGAACAGUUGCUUUCUUUUUGUUACACUGGAAGGAUGUCCUUGCAACUGAAGGAUGUUGUCAGUUUUCUGACUGCAGCUAGCUUCCUACAGAUGCAGUGCGUCAUUGACAAGUGCACACAGAUACUGGAGAGUAUUCAUUCAAAGAUCAGUGUUGGUGAUGUUGAUUCUGUUACUGUUGGUGCUGAAGAAAAUUCAGAGAAUCGUAAUGGCGUUAAAGACAGCAGCUACUUUGCCAACCCUAUUGAGAUAUCUCCUCCCUAUUGCUCUCAGGUGCGACAGUCAACAGCAGGCAGUGAUCUUCGGAUGGAAACUACUCCAGGCAAAACUCUUCGUAGUCGUCUGCAAGAAGAAGGGCAUUCAGACCGAGGGAGCAGCGGGAGUAUCUCUGAAUAUGAGAUUCAGAUUGAAGGUGAUCAUGAGCAAGGAGACCUGAUAGUAAGGGAAAGUCAGAUUGCAGAGGUGAAAGUUAAAAUGGAAAAGUCUGACAGACCAAGCUGCUCUGAUAGCUCUUCCCUUGGUGAUGAUGGAUAUCACACUGAAAUGGUGGAUGGAGAGCAGGUGGUGGCGGUAAACGUUGGUUCCUAUGGGUCUGUCUUACAACAUGUUUAUUCAUUUACUCAUGCCUCAUCACAGGCUACAGGUGUGUCAGAAACCUUUGGAAGCAUGAGCAAUACAAGUCCUUCAAGGUCAAUGCUGAGCUGUUUCAGAGGGGGUCGUGCACGCCAAAAACGAGUACCUACGGGUCACUUGCAUAGUGAUGUCCAGGGCUUGGUGCAAGGGGCUGACAGUGAAUCCAUGGUGAGUAAUCCAGGAUAUGAAAAUAGUCCACGGGAAAGAAAUGCAAGAGGUCAUUGGUAUCCAUACAAUGAGAGGUUAAUUUGUAUUUACUGUGGCAAGUCUUUCAACCAGAAAGGGAGCCUUGAUCGACACAUGCGAUUGCACAUGGGAAUAACUCCUUUUGUGUGCAAGUUUUGUGGAAAGAAAUAUACCCGUAAGGACCAACUUGAGUAUCAUAUUCGUGGUCACACAGAUGACAAACCCUUUCGCUGUGAGAUCUGUGGAAAAUGUUUUCCUUUCCAGGGUACACUAAACCAGCACUUGCGAAAAAAUCACCCAGGGGUUACAGAAGUGAGAAACAGGGUUGAGUCUCCAGACAGAACAGAAUCGUUUGUGGAACAGAAAGUAGAUAAUGAUGCUUCAGCUUCUGAAGCCAUGGAUUCUAGUAUGGAAAUUCAUGCAAUGUCUAACACAUCUGAUUAAAAUCAUACAUCUAAGUGAAACACAGACAAGCACAUUACUAAUGUAUUUUUAAAGUAUUUUAUUAUUUUAGUAAUCUUCAGUACAAGUGUAACAGCCUUUUCAUUUUCCUCACCUUCUGGAAAUCAGUUAGAAAUGGUUUCUGGAGAAGACUUCAGAAGUAUUCUUUGGUUUUGAAGGAGGCUGAAUUGUUCAGAGUUUGUUUUUUUAUAUUUGAAGAUGCUCAGAGUAUAAAGACAGUGUACUGGGGAAAGUCUAGGAAGAGUCUGGUGAAGUGUCCCUGCUGAUUGAUCUGGUGAGAUGCAAAUGCCAGUGGAGAAAGAUAUUAGAAUAAGAUUGGCAGCUCUGCUGAAUGCUCAAAGAAGCUGUAAUUUCCUUUAUUUCUUAAAUCCUGUUGCUGGUAAUGAGUUACACAGCAGUUGGGAGAGAGAAUAUUACAGCUGUGAUUCCUCUCCUGUCACAAUGUUCACUCUUACUAACUGGUUUUGGUAGUGAGACUGUUUAUAUAUAUAAAUUUGCUUUAUAUAUAUAAAAUGCUUUCACUUUACCUGUUCUGUGUCAAGGCUAAUACCAUAUGCCACUCUAUCAACCAUUAGGACUCCUCUCUGCUUAGAGUUUAGAACUUUGGACUUUGGGAGGAUGGUUUUGGUUUUAAACAAAUGUUGUUUGGUUUUCAUUUUAUUAAACUAUUACUUUGUGUGCAAAAGUGAGCAAAGUGAAUUACCUUGUUUUAAUAGCUUUGCUUUAUAACAUAUGUAAACCAAAUGCCAUAAAUCUAUUAAACUAUGGUUAAAUUGUUGAAAGGUUUUGUUAGUUGUCUAGGAUGCAAGCUGGACAACCUGUGGUGCUGACCUUUUUAUAUAUAUAGAGAUAGAUAUAUCUAUAUAUAUAUAUAUAGAUAUACACACAUAUAUAUAUAUCUAUAUAUUAAAAAAAAUAUUAGCAAACCUAAAAGUAGCAUUGUGGUCUAAAAUGUGUUUUUACUGGCCUCAGAAUCUACCUUCAUUUUGUACUGUAGAACCAUACCAGGUAAUUAAACUUAACUUCAUCACUCUUCAUGGUUGGCUAAAACAUGAGAGAGAUGUAGUUUAAACCACAGUAUUUCCAAGCAGUAUUUUAAUAGGUCUCUUCACAGAGAGCUGUUUUCAGGUGCACGUUGGCUUCCUACUUAAAUCUCCGAGUGACAUGCCAGCACUUGGAAUUUGUACUUUUUUUGUAUAGAAAAACAAAUACUUUAUGGGAAUUUUGAGCAAUAUGUUAUUUCAUGUGUGAGUAUUACAGAGUUGCUAUGGCCUCUCUGUUUUUUCAGUGGUUUUUUCCUCUAUAAAGGAGCUACCAACAACUUUAAAAAUACUCUAAAUCUUUUUUGUUUCACCAAAUAUAUGUUUUUAAUAUGGUGCUAACUUCAUAAUUUAGGUCAGUAUAAUAUAUAACAUGUGAAACAUAAUGGUCAAGGAAAAGAAAUCCCCAAAAACAGGCAAACAAAGGCCCCCCCCUACACAAACCAACUCCCCCAAAAUCCCAACCAAACAGGGAAAAAAAAAAAAAAAAAAAAAAAAAUUAAAAAAAAAAAAAAAAAAAACCCAACCCCAAACCCCAAAAAAAAAAAAAGGCCUAAAAGACCUCAAAAGCAUGGGCUGGCAAACACUACUGUUUAACAUUCUACCUGAUGAACAGAAUUAAUUAUUAAACUAAUCACAUACUUCUUUAGAAUACAGGUUUUAUAUUAUUGGGUCUUAUGUUUGUUUAGCUGAUACUGAAAAUCCAUUUGUGAACAUGUUGUUUAACUCCCAAAAAUUAGAAAAUAAAUGCUCUUCUCUAAAUUAUUCAAAAGAAAAAGGUAGGUUUGAUAUCUUUUAAAACUUUUUGGCCUCUGUGAAGCUGGGGCAUAUUUGUGCAGUGGCUUUAUUAAAUACACUAGUUCUUAAUAUUAUGACACGCUGCAAUAAGAAUUAAUGUCUCAAAUAUAGAUUUACAGUAUAACCCCCACCUGCUCCAUUGGAGCAGUUUCUGUUAAAUUAAGUACAUCAUCUGCCUCUUUGUCCUAAAACUGCCUAAAUAAGGAGGCAGGGGGUGGGGAGAUGUUUCUCUCCUUGAAGCAACAACAGUAAUUUUGUUUCCAGUAAGGGAAGGGAUAGUCUGUGUCUAAAGGCAGGUUGUCUGAAUGUUUACCCACCUAAAACAUGCUGGUCCUGAUACAGUUUUUUCCUUGAGUGUUUGUUUUAAGUAAUUAAAUGCAAAAAGUGUGUUUUGGUAAAUUAAGUUUGAGACAUGCAAAAUCCAAGAAAUGUACAGUUAUUCUUAACCCUUUAUCUUGAACCUGUGCUGUGGUGCCUUUGGUGUGACUUUUUCCCUGGAAGGAUGACUUGAGGAUAGCAGGAUAUGGGUACAAAUUUAUAUUUCUUGAAUUUCUCUGUGUCACAAUCUUAGCAUUAUUUAAAUCUAGUUCUUUGUAUUUUUAAAUGUAUUAAAAUGGUUUGAGUUUACCAAAGAGUGACUUAUCCAAAAUUGUCUCAGACAAAAGCAAACAAGAAAACAACAUCACGUUGAUUGUACAGGUUCAGGUUCAAAACAUUGUAACAGACUGUUAAGGGGCAGGAAAUGAUGCAUUUUUCUAUAAGCCGUGAUUGAGCAGUGUGUGUCCCUCCCCGUUCUUGCCUCCAAGCCAUAGUCAGCUCUGCGGGCUCUGCGGCCACCAGCGUCACCCCGGGCAGCAGCACUGCCAGCGGGCAGCAGCACUGCCAGCGUGCCUUGUCACAGCGGGGUGCCAGGAUCAGCACUGUCACACACACGAGGUCACCUGAUGGACUUCAUGUCACCAGCCCACCGAGCAGGAGGCCGUUACUUUAGCAAAGGGUGGAAGCACUGUACAGUGUCUCGUGUCUGUGCAGUUCUCAGCACAGAGCUGUUACGCAUUUCAUUUACAAUAAAUGCAAAAGUCAAUAGAAUAUGUGAAGAAAUAUUUGACAGCAAAAUAAGUAAUGAAAUUAUACAGGCUGGUUCAUAAUUGAGUCUCUUCUUAAUCUACCUUUUUAAUUCUAGACAAAUGUGAAAACAGUGACAGUGUCCUUUCCUCUAGAUGCUUAACCUAUUCUGACAAACUGUGAAAAUAAAGGAUUUUAUACCUUUGCUAAUGUUUCUGGUUUCAAACUAUGAUUUUAGUUUUCUUUAUCAGUUAUCUUCCAUAUUACUUCUUUUAAACUUGUAAAUACAUUUACAAAAUAGCUUUGUAAAUACUUACAGUGUAUUAAAAGUUCAGUUUGGUCACUAAGGCCUCAAGAUUGGCUCUGCUUUUUGAGUGUGAAAUCUUUCUGUAGCAUAAAGGAUACUGUCAGUUCACUGUCAGCAGGGGAGACUGUAGGCCUAAAUUGAGAGUUUUAAUGCAGUCUUCCCCAGCAUAAAUUCAUGUUUUAUGCUGAAGCCUUUGGUUUACUUUAGACAAAACAAUGAGGCCUCUUAAUAUGUUUAGGCUGAAUUAUGGGAAGAACAACAGGAAUAAAGUCAAGGGCUGGGAAAAUAUUGAAUAAGCUUUACCUUUAAAUAUAUAUAUAUUAUUUUAAUUUUUGUAUUAGUUUACUGUGAUUCUUUUAUUGUCAUUUUUCUAAACAGGUUUUACAUGAAACCAUUGAAAGGGACUCAAAUAUGCAACACCUAAUCUAUUUUCCAAGGGAAUUUUACCCUUGAAUGGUGCUUUUUGACUGGUCAGGGUUAUUUAUUAAAUUUUAUAUUUGAAAGUAUUUGGGGAAUUAUGUAAAUUCUUUAUAUGAAUCUCUUUAUUUCAUGAAUUGUAAAUUUCAUAAUACUCAGUGAUCAAAUUGGAAGUUUAGUAAAGUCAUUCAAAAUGUUCAAACUUUAUAAUCUGUGUGCAUUUUACAUAUAUUUUAUCAAGUGCCAGAAUACUUGUAUUUAAUGUUGUAGAUUUAAUACUACUUGCACAUCCCUGUGGCAGCAUUAACUUAAAGUUACGCAAGUUUACAUUUAAAAAAAAAAAAAAAAAGCUAAACAAAUAAGUAAGCCUGGGACAUGUGUUCCAGUAUUUCUUCAGGGUAUGUGAAGCCACGUAUCACUGACUGAGCAGGGUUGCUUCCUGCUCCUGUAGCUCACUCCUGCUAUGGCAGAUACAGAACUGCUGACUCCCAUUCCCACAGGCCAGGGAUUCAGCCUUUGAACUCCGCCUGAGAACCUCUGGUUGUAGAUCUGGUUAGAGGUAGAGCUCUUGCACGAUUUUAACAGUGUUUGUUUCUGACUGAAAAUUUGUAUUGUUAAAUAAAUUUUAUUUGUAUGGUUAUUUUUCAAGAUAAAUAAUUGAACAGUUUGAAUGACUUGACUUGGUGUCAUUAUCUUGCAAUAUAAACCGGGAACCUCACACCUCCGCACUUCAUCGCCACGUGAAGUAAAUGAAGCUAGCUAAGCUGAUGCUGUAAGAUUUAGUAACUUGCCAUUAAGGAUUAUUUUACAGCAUGAACUUUAAAAUAUUUAUUCAAAUGAUAUUUUACUCUUGUAUUCACUUUGUUUUUAGAUUUGUGACAUGAAUAUUUCUGUGCUGCUUUAUUUUGUUCUGAUGAAUUUGUUUCUUGCUUGUAAAUUGCCUUUUUUAUGGUAUAAAGUCAAUCGGAAUUGCUGUUUGUAAAUUAAAAUGCUUCUAGAGCAAA